Echinococcus granulosus is the source of this 513-nucleotide messenger RNA. RefSeq names its product Tubulin polymerization-promoting protein. NCBI's taxonomy places the organism in Eukaryota, Metazoa, Platyhelminthes, Cestoda, Cyclophyllidea, Taeniidae. The coding region runs from base 1 to 513 and encodes 170 amino acids. The record is from RefSeq and is a predicted model, not a curated record. Gene Ontology annotation, biological process: microtubule bundle formation; positive regulation of protein polymerization; microtubule polymerization. Gene Ontology annotation, molecular function: tubulin binding. The transcript is spliced from 3 exons. Gene Ontology annotation, cellular component: microtubule.
AUGGCAUCCGCGUCAAAUGACAACGCUUUGGAGGAUAAAUUCCUCCUCUUCUGCGACUUUGUCAGAAAAGGUUCCACCACUGCUACUGAUAAGACAAUUAAGCGUAUCUUCACGGAUGGUGGAAUUUACUGCAAGGGCAUGGAUCCCAAUCGAGUGGAUAUUGAGUUCCGCGGAUUUAUCGGGAAUACUAAACGAGACGUCGAUUUUAAGGGCUUUGUUGAAUUUCUCGAGGGUCGAUUAGCAAAGACCUACGCUGCAGCCAAGGGCAUUGAGGAUCCAGCCGAAGCGGCGGCCACAUUGAAGUCGAUGGUGGAGAAUGCGACGCCUCAACUGCGCGGUGCCACGAAAACCAGUACCGAUGCGACUACUGCGCGUCUAACCGAUGUUAAAGGUUACACGGGCUCAGCAAAGGAACGCUUUGAUCCUUCCACGGGAAAAGGAAAGGGCAAAGCGGGUCGGGAAGACCCACCUCCAGCUUUCACCGCCUCGGGUAUUUCUGCUCCUCGAAAAUGA